AAAUUUUUAAAAUCUGCAUUAUCAUAGGCACAUACAUGCCGAAUAUAUAAAAUAAUUCGUGAAAUAAGUUAAAGCUAGAAAAUAUGUAAGAAACUCAAUGACGUGGCAAAAAAGAAGAGUAUCCACCAGAAGUUGAGUCUAGGGGUAUAAACGUAAUUAACAUCACCUUAUCCCCAACGUCUCAAUUCUCUCUCUCGUGCUCUUCACUCGACGACACACGAAAACCGGAAAUAAAAGUUUUCGGGUUUUCUUCAGCCGGACUGUUUUUCGCUCCCGCCGGAAAUUCUCCCGGCUCGCCGUCGACGAUGAUGGUGUCUCCACUCUGCGACUCUCAGUUACUUUACCACCGCCCCUCGAUCUCACCUACCGCUUCUCAGUUCGUGAUCGCGGAUGGAAUCAUCCUCCGGCAAAAUCGUCUUCUGAGCUCUUCGUCGUUUUGGGGCACCAAAUUCGGAAACACCGUCAAGUUGGGAGUAUCUGGAUGUAGUAGCUGCUCUCGGAAGAGAAGCACGAGUGUGAAUGCUUCACUAGGUGGUCUUCUUAGCGGAAUUUUCAAGGGUUCUGAUAACGGAGAGUCGACUAGGCAACAGUACGCAUCCAUCGUCGCAUCCGUUAAUCGCUUGGAGACUGAGAUUUCGGCUCUUUCGGAUUCUGAGUUGCGAGAGAGGACUGAUGCGUUGAAGCAACGUGCUCAGAAAGGAGAAUCCAUGGAUUCACUUUUACCUGAAGCAUUUGCUGUUGUGAGAGAAGCUUCCAAGAGAGUUCUUGGACUCAGACCUUUCGAUGUGCAAUUAAUUGGUGGUAUGGUUCUUCAUAAAGGAGAAAUAGCUGAAAUGAGAACUGGUGAAGGGAAAACGCUUGUUGCUAUUUUACCAGCUUAUUUGAAUGCAUUAAGUGGGAAAGGUGUUCAUGUGGUUACAGUUAAUGAUUAUCUUGCUCGAAGAGAUUGUGAAUGGGUUGGUCAAGUUCCUCGGUUCCUUGGAUUGAAGGUUGGUCUAAUCCAACAGAAUAUGACACCUGAACAAAGAAAGGAAAAUUAUUUAUGCGAUAUCACAUAUGUCACCAACAGUGAGCUUGGAUUUGAUUAUCUGAGAGACAAUCUAGCCACGAGUGUUGAGGAGCUCGUCUUGAGGGAUUUCAAUUAUUGUGUGAUUGAUGAAGUUGAUUCCAUACUUAUUGAUGAAGCAAGGACUCCUCUCAUUAUCUCUGGGCCUGCAGAGAAACCUAGUGACCAAUAUUACAAAGCUGCAAAGAUUGCUUCAGCCUUUGAGCGGGAUAUACAUUACACUGUUGAUGAAAAGCAGAAGACUGUUUUACUGACGGAACAGGGUUAUGAGGAUGCAGAAGAAAUCCUGGACGUGAAAGAUUUGUAUGAUCCCCGUGAACAGUGGGCAUCAUAUGUUCUUAAUGCCAUUAAGGCAAAAGAACUUUUUCUCAGAGAUGUGAACUAUAUCAUCCGAGCAAAGGAGGUUCUUAUCGUGGAUGAGUUUACUGGUCGUGUAAUGCAGGGAAGACGUUGGAGUGAUGGACUACAUCAAGCUGUUGAAGCAAAAGAAGGCUUGCCUAUUCAGAAUGAAUCUAUUACUCUGGCGUCAAUUAGUUAUCAAAACUUCUUUCUGCAGUUUCCGAAACUUUGCGGGAUGACGGGUACAGCAUCGACCGAGAGUGCAGAAUUUGAAAGCAUAUACAAGCUUAAAGUUACAAUUGUACCCACAAAUAAGCCCAUGAUAAGAAAGGAUGAGUCAGAUGUGGUUUUCAAGGCAGUCAAUGGCAAAUGGCGGGCAGUAGUAGUGGAGAUCUCUAGAAUGCACAAGACAGGUAGGGCUGUGCUAGUUGGCACAACCAGUGUCGAGCAGAGUGAUGAACUAUCGCAACUGUUGAGGGAAGCUGGAAUAACUCAUGAGGUCCUCAAUGCCAAGCCAGAAAAUGUGGAGAGGGAAGCUGAAAUUGUAGCACAAAGUGGCCGUUUAGGGGCAGUAACAAUUGCCACAAAUAUGGCAGGGCGUGGGACAGACAUAAUUCUUGGUGGAAACGCAGAGUUCAUGGCACGUUUGAAGCUUCGUGAGAUACUUAUGCCCAGAGUGGUAAAGCCUACUGAUGGUGUUUUUGUAUCUGUGAAGAAGGCCCCUCCCAAGAGAACAUGGAAGGUGAAUGAGAAGUUAUUUCCAUGCAAACUGUCAAAUGAGAAAGCAAAGCUAGCUGAAGAAGCUGUACAAUCAGCUGUAGAGGCUUGGGGCCAGAAAUCGUUAACUGAGCUUGAAGCAGAGGAACGUUUAUCUUAUUCUUGUGAAAAGGGUCCUGUCCAAGAUGAAGUUAUAGGUAAACUGAGGACUGCAUUUCUGGCGAUAGCGAAAGAAUAUAAGGGCUACACUGAUGAAGAAAGGAAGAAGGUGGUGGAAGCUGGUGGACUUCACGUGGUGGGGACAGAGCGGCAUGAAUCACGUCGAAUAGACAAUCAGUUGCGUGGGCGAAGUGGCCGGCAAGGGGAUCCUGGAAGUUCCCGAUUCUUCCUUAGUCUUGAAGAUAACAUAUUCCGCAUUUUUGGUGGAGAUCGGAUUCAGGGUAUGAUGAGGGCAUUCAGGGUGGAAGAUUUACCGAUCGAAUCCAAGAUGCUUACUAAAGCUCUAGAUGAAGCUCAGAGAAAAGUUGAGAAUUACUUCUUUGACAUCAGAAAGCAAUUAUUCGAAUUUGACGAGGUUCUCAAUAGCCAAAGAGAUCGUGUUUAUACAGAGAGAAGGCGUGCUCUUGUGUCGGACAGCCUUGAGCCUCUGAUUAUCGAGUAUGCUGAAUUGACAAUGGAUGACAUUCUAGAGGCAAAUAUUGGCCCAGAUACUCCAAAGGAAAGCUGGGAUUUUGAAAAGCUCAUUGCGAAAGUUCAGCAGUACUGUUACCUGUUGAACGAUCUCACUCCCGAUUUGCUGAAAAGCGAAGGAUCAAGUUAUGAAGGGUUGCAAGAUUAUCUCCGUGCCCGUGGCCGCGAUGCAUACUUACAGAAAAGAGAAAUCGUGGAGAAACAAUCACCAGGGCUAAUGAAAGAUGCCGAACGAUUCUUAAUCUUGAGCAAUAUUGAUAGGUUAUGGAAAGAACACCUUCAAGCACUCAAGUUCGUGCAACAAGCUGUGGGGCUCAGAGGAUAUGCGCAACGCGAUCCACUCAUCGAGUAUAAGCUCGAAGGAUACAAUCUAUUUCUGGAAAUGAUGGCUCAAAUACGAAGAAAUGUGAUAUACUCCAUAUAUCAGUUUCAACCAGUGCGGGUAAAGAAGGACGAAGAGAAGAAGUCUCAGAACGGGAAACCGAGCAAACAAGUAGAUAAUGCUAGUGAGAAGCCUAAACAAGUUGGUGUCACAGAUGAGCCAUCCUCAAUUGCAAGCGCCUAA
Molecule: messenger RNA, 3377 nt
Organism: Arabidopsis thaliana (thale cress)
Lineage: Eukaryota; Viridiplantae; Streptophyta; Magnoliopsida; Brassicales; Brassicaceae
Gene: AGY1
Product: Albino or Glassy Yellow 1
Exons: 20
Coding region: 306-3377 (1023 amino acids)
Biological process (GO): protein import; protein transmembrane transport; protein targeting
Cellular component (GO): membrane; chloroplast thylakoid membrane; chloroplast stroma
Molecular function (GO): chloroplast protein-transporting ATPase activity; ATP binding
Source: RefSeq, marked reviewed